Molecule: messenger RNA, 2088 nt
Organism: Rhincodon typus (whale shark)
Lineage: Eukaryota; Metazoa; Chordata; Chondrichthyes; Orectolobiformes; Rhincodontidae
Gene: capn7
Product: calpain 7
Exons: 17
Coding region: 127-2088 (653 amino acids)
Biological process (GO): proteolysis
Molecular function (GO): calcium-dependent cysteine-type endopeptidase activity
Source: RefSeq, a predicted model, not a curated record
CUGGAAGUAGUUGCUGUGACCCCCAGCGGGGCGGGGCCGAGCCGGUGCUGGUGAGCGCUUGGUGUCUCGCUCUCUCACAGUGUUCCCCGGGUUAAAGGGGGUGGCUGAACUACCAUCGUGGUCACCAUGGACCCCAGCGCCUUGGAGCAGGACGCCGUCAAGUUCGCCCAGGUGGCGGUGAGGAACGAUCAGAGCGGCCGCUUCAACGAGGCUGUCUUUUACUACAAGGAAGCUGCUCAAGCAUUAAUAUGCGCUGGCAUGGCUGGCUCGAAGUUGGAUGGUAUUCAGGAGAAAAUAACUGAGUACAUGGACCGUGUGCAGGCUCUUUACUCUGCAGUUCAAGCACAGGCCCACAAAGGACACCCUCUGAAAUCAAAGCAGCAGAUGGAUCUGGAACGUGCACACUUCCUGGUCACACAAGCAUUUGAUGAGGAUGAAAAGGGCAAUGCUGACGAGGCUGUGGAACUGUACACUGAGGCUGUUGAAUUGUGCCUGAACACAGCUAAUGAGACCUCUGAUCAAACACUGCAGGGUAAAUUGAAGCAAUUAGCUCGACAAGCACUUGACAGAGCUGAAGCAUUAAAAGACUCUGCACCCAAAAUUCCUGCAGAAAAGAAGCACAGUGUGGGGAAACCAAGUCAGCCAGUUCGAGCCUUCCACCCGCUGGGAUCGGAUUUUACGCUGAAUGAUAAACCACUUAUAUCUAGAGUUCAGGGCAGUGAACAGUCAUCCCAUGGCCAACUUUACUCACCAGAGGAAAUUGAGGUGCUACGAAAAACUUCUAAGAUCAAUGGAAUUGAAUAUGUGCCUUUCAUGACUGUGGAUCUCAAAGAGCGAUUUGCAUUUCCGAUGCCCUUUUCGGAUAAAGCAGGCAAGCUGGUAUUAUCACCAAAGCAGAAAGCGUUAUUUUCCCGGUGGGUACGACCAGAUGACUUCUGCAACAACCCUACAAUGAUCUAUACUGUAUCUAGCUUUAGUAUAAAACAGACUGUGGUAUCAGACUGUUCCUUUGUGGCCUCUCUAGCCAUCGGGGCUGCGUAUGAAAGACGUUACAAUAAAAAGUUGAUCACGAGCAUUAUUUAUCCUCAGAAUAGGAAGGGUGAGCCAGAGUAUAAUCCCUGUGGGAAAUACAUGGUGAAACUACACAUCAAUGGUGUUCCCAGAAAGGUGGUCAUUGAUGACUAUUUGCCUGUGGAUUACAAUGGUGACCUGCUGUGUUCGUACUCCAAUAACAAAAAUGAACUUUGGGUCUCUUUGAUUGAAAAGGCCUACAUGAAGGUUAUGGGAGGAUAUGAUUUUCCAGGCUCCAAUUCUAACAUCGAUCUCCAUGCUUUAACUGGCUGGAUACCUGAGCGAAUUGCGAUGCAUUCAGACAAUCAGAAGUUUGAUUAUGAGGGCACUUUCAAAAUGCUAUAUCAAAGAUUUCACAAGGGAGAUGUUCUGAUUACUACAGCAACUGGCAUUAUGAGUGAGGAAGAAGGAGAGCGAUGGGGACUGGUACCGACGCACGCAUAUGCUGUUCUUGACAUUCGGGAGUACAAGGGUUCUAAAUUUCUUCAGCUCAAAAAUCCCUGGAGUCAUUUACGAUGGAAAGGCCGAUACAGUGAUAAAGAUGAGAAAAGCUGGACCCCAGCUCUCCAGAAGUAUUUGAACUUUGAUCCUAAAACCGCACAGAAGUUUGACAAUGGAAUAUUUUGGAUCAACUGGGAGGACCUUUGCCAACAUUAUGAUGUUAUUUACCUGAGCUGGAAUCCUGCACUGUUCAAAGAGUCAACCUAUAUUCACAGUACUUGGGAUGCAAAGCAAGGGCCUGUGAAAGAUGCCUACAGCCUGGCUAACAAUCCGCAAUACAAAUUGGAGGUGCAAUGUCCACAAGGUGGUGCUGCAGUUUGGGUUCUACUGACUAGACACAUUACUGAUAAGGACCUCCUGAAAUACAUGGCACAGCUCCUGGCGGCUGCUGAAUAUGAAGUGCUUGUGAAUGAAUAUGUGUUCCGUGAAACUGUUAAUAAGAAGGAAGGUCUUUGUGUUCCAAGAGUUUUUCUUCAAUGCAAGUUUAAGAAGCCAGAGAGAAAUCGAUACAAUUAA